Molecule: messenger RNA, 1011 nt
Organism: Phytophthora infestans T30-4
Lineage: Eukaryota; Oomycota; Peronosporomycetes; Peronosporales; Peronosporaceae
Exons: 5
Coding region: 1-1011 (336 amino acids)
Source: RefSeq, a predicted model, not a curated record
AUGGAGCAUAUUGAAGCAGAUCGCCAACGCUAUCAUGAUGUUAGUGGGAACGCCGUUCAGCCGAAUCAUAAGAAGACACGUGCGAGGUUAAAGCUGCUGAUGGACUACCACUUGGAAGCAAACCCCGAGGUUCCAGGCUACAGCGAUCUCAACGCCGCUGUUGGGUCUAACGACGCCGCCGACAGCAACGCGGAUUCUAUCGCGUUGAGCGAUAUAGACUUUUCUGAUGUGGACCUCGACCAUGCGGUGGAAAGUUCGAAUGAUUCCGCCUUCGAGCUCGAAGAUGAAGUAGAAGGAAUAUCGACGACUGCAAACGAAGAAGUGGCUUCGCAGCGGCCAUACCCAGCUACGGUCACCCGUCGAGGAAUUCACCCCCAGCUUCUAGACGAAGUGGAUGCGUUGCUGAACAUGGGUUGGGGAGCUAAGCAGCUCCGGUCUAUGCUAAAUCAUCGAUACCACGACGAACCAAGAUCCCUUCGCAUGGUACCGAGCUGCAAACAGCUUGAGAAUCGCAAAGCAUUUCUUGUUCGUUGCUCCGCUAAUGGUUGGGAUAUCUCGAACCAUGUAGCUUUUACUGCCUGGUCAAGUCAGAAAGUGUGUGAUACUCGUGAAAAGUUCAUGGCCGUAGACGACCCGAACGAUAGACGAAUGGAUGAAAUGAUAGUGCUUGACACAUUCAUCUUCGAUGGUCAAGCUCCUGAUGAGGGCAAGUACUCUCACAGGUUUAUUCCGUGGGUGUAUAUAUUCGUCAGGACGGAUUCAAAAGCUGGAUACGCCAAGAUGUUUGAGGUUGUCUGCGAACGAGCUCUGUCGUUUCUAGGAGUGGAAAUACAAAUUGCGUUUGAAAGUCUCGACCACUCAGAAGCUAUUGCGUCUGCUUUUUGUGAGGAGAUUGAGUCGCACCACAGCGUCAUUAAGAAGACCUGCGUUCCCACCUCUCGUGCAUCCAUUAAUGGUGUACUAAGCGGUAUUCUACCUAGAAUUCUUAAGGCUGAUGGGGAGGAUCUUUGA